This is a messenger RNA of Theobroma umbraticum, 1469 nucleotides long. RefSeq names its product GDSL esterase/lipase At1g54790-like. The record is from RefSeq and is a predicted model, not a curated record. Lineage: Eukaryota; Viridiplantae; Streptophyta; Magnoliopsida; Malvales; Malvaceae. Gene Ontology annotation, molecular function: hydrolase activity, acting on ester bonds.
CCAUUGCCCAUAUAAACAAUCAAAAAAAAGUUCUCUCCUCAUCAUUAUAAACCUUUUCUCGGUGCUUGUUAGUUUUUAGCCAACAAGGCUAUCACUCCCGAGCCAUGGCUUACAUCACCUCUGUUAUCCAAAUCAUAACGUUGUUUGCCAUCCUUUUCUCUACAGCAAGCUCUGUUGACUUCAAUUUCCCGGCUGUUUUCAACUUUGGUGAUUCAAACUCUGACACGGGUGAACUUGUUGCUGCGCUUGGGGACUUCCUGGAACUUCCCAAUGGCCAGACUUACUUCAAGGCUCCAACAGGGAGAUUUUGUGAUGGCCGGCUCAUCAUUGAUUUCCUAAUGGAUGCAAUGGAUCUGCCAUUUCUAAAUGCUUACCUGGAUUCAAUUGGCACACCGAGUUUCCGCAAAGGGUGCAAUUUUGCAGCUGCAGGAUCAACUAUACUACCACCUACUGCAAAUGCUGUCAGUCCGUUUUCUUUGGGAGUUCAAGUGGCUCAGUUUUUCCGGUUCAAAGCUCGGGUUCUGGAAUUGCUAGCUACAGGUAAAAAACUUGAGAAGUACCUUCCAACAGAAGAUUUUUUCCAGAAGGGGCUGUACAUGAUCGACAUAGGCCAGAAUGAUCUUGCUGGUGCCUUUUAUUCUAAAACGUACGAUCAAAUACUUGCCCUAAUUCCUUCAGUGUUGACAGAAUUUGAAACUGGAGUAAAGAAACUAUAUGAUCAAGGGGCUAGAAAUUUUUGGAUUCAUAACACUGGACCUCUUGGAUGCUUAACUCAAAAUGUUGCCAAAUUUGGAACUGAUCCAUCUAGCCUUGAUGAGCUAGGGUGCGUCAGCAAGCAUAACCAAGCUGCUAAAGUCUUCAAUCUGCAGCUUCAUGCCCUUUGCAAAAAAUUGCAGGGCCAGUGUACAGAUUUGAAUGCCACAUACGUUGACAUCUACACAAUCAAGUCCAACCUUAUAGCAAAUUAUUCUAAACUUGGAUUCGAGCAGCCUAUAAUGGCUUGCUGUGGAUAUGGAGGUGGACCUUUGAAUUAUGACAGUCGAAUUGCUUGUGGGAAAACAAAAGUCAUCAAUGGAACCUCAGUGACAGCCAAAGCAUGUAAUGAUAGUUCUGAAUAUGUGAAUUGGGAUGGAAUUCAUUACACAGAAGCUGCAAAUCAGUACCUUUCGACACAAAUACUCACCGGAAAGUACUCCGAUCCACCCUUCUCGAACAAAAUGCCGUUCCUUCUCAAUCUCAGGUUCUGAAGACCUUAAUUUACUCUCUGCUGGUAACUCUCUUUUUUAUUUGACUUCUAGCAGUCAUUGCAAGUAUUAUUGAUCAAAAACCUUACCGUAAAGAAUUAUAAAUUCGUGACUGGAAGUCCAGUUUCCAGAUAUUGCACUCUUCCAAUAAACUUACCCUAUUGACUCAAAGGUACUGUAUAUGUGCAGAGUGUGUGUGUGAUGAAAUGCAGUUCAAAUUGUUCA